Molecule: messenger RNA, 10844 nt
Organism: Oncorhynchus gorbuscha (pink salmon)
Lineage: Eukaryota; Metazoa; Chordata; Actinopteri; Salmoniformes; Salmonidae
Product: immunoglobulin superfamily DCC subclass member 4-like
Exons: 20
Coding region: 478-4401 (1307 amino acids)
Biological process (GO): axon guidance; cell-cell adhesion
Cellular component (GO): plasma membrane; axon
Molecular function (GO): protein binding
Source: RefSeq, a predicted model, not a curated record
AAUACAGCGAGUUUGAUUCUAGGUCUUUUCUGGCUAUAUUGGCACGGCUACGGCGCACAGAAGUCUAUUCACGAGCGUAAAACUCAAAAACGACGAAAGGGGGUGUGUGGAAUUAUUGGCAGGGUUUCAGGUGGCUCCAAUAGACACCCAAAGCGUGACUUGCCCGUGUGUUUGAGGGAGAGUGUGUGUGUAUGCGCAUACGUCCGUGCGUGCGCGCGUGUGUGCCACACACACUUGCAUUCGCUCACAACAUGGCGAUGAAGCGCGGAGAGACACGACGGCUCUCUCCCAACUAAAUGCGACCCUGUUCUGAGUGAAAGCAGGGGAGUAUGUCAAAGGGAUAUACUUGAACUAGUAGCCAACUAAUAGCCUACUUCAGAGAGGGGAUUAUUGCGGAUUGUAUUAUAUAUAUACAUUGCUAGCGGUAUAGCUGGCUGUAGAGACCCACGCACUGCUUCACCCCUCUGCUGGAAAUCAAUGCUUUACAUGGCGGUGGAGACUAUCUGGGUUUUCUAUUUACUUUCGUUGGGCUUCUGUGGACCAUCCGUUCAAGAGAAACUUGUGACGGUGGAGCUGAGCUGUGGGGCGGGCCCUGUCCUCGUGGUGCUGGAGCCGGGACAGCCCCUGCUGCUGGACUGUCACCUGGGGGCCACGCCCCUGGACACGCCCCUCAACGUCACCUGGCUGCAGAAUGGGCUCCCCGUACUGGAGGGGGAGGGGGACUCCCUCAGGACCCUGGCCAACGGCUCACUGCUGGUGCUGCCCACCUCUGUGGAUGGCCGGACGCCUCAAGGGGUGGAGGGGGGCUACAGCUGUGUGAGCGCCGGCCCUUUUGGAGCUCUGACCAGCCGCACCAUCACCGUUCAACUGGCCACGCUGUCUCGUUUCCAUCAGGACCCAGAGGCCCAGGUGGUGCCCGUGGGGGGUGCUUCCCGCUUUGAGUGCCAGAUAGACGGAGUGCCCACGCCAAGGAUAACCUGGGAGAAGGACCAGGAACCCAUCCCCAGCCAGCCUAGGUUCAUCUCUCUCCCUAACGGUGUGCUCCAGAUCUUGGGGGCGGUUAAGGAGGAUGGGGGUGCGUACCGCUGUGUGGCCUCCAACUCGGCCCGGAAACGCUUCAGCCAGGAUGCCAUCCUCACUGUCACUACGGGUCCUGGCCCUGCCCAAAAUGAGGUAGUGAUCGUGGCACCUCCCCAGAAUGCCACGGUGGUGCAGGGGCGUCCAGCGGUGAUGGAAUGCAUGGCCCAGGGGGGGCAGCCCAAACCCCUGGUGUCCUGGAGCAGACAGGACGGGAAGCCCAUCGCCACCGACGUGGUUGUCCUGGAAACCAACCUGGUGAUCCCCAACACACGGCGUUACCAUGCGGGGGUCUACGUCUGCCGUGCCAACAAACCCAAGACCCGCGAGUUUGUCAUCGCUGCAGCUGAACUGCACGUGCCAGCCCCACCAGUAAUCCUCCAGCCCCCAGAGACGGUGUCUCUCUCUCGUGGAAACACAGCCAGGUUUGUGUGUAACAGCUCUGGGGAGCCUCCCCCGGUUCUGCACUGGCUGAAGAAUGGCAAGCCUGUCAAGUCUAACGGGCGGGUGAAGACCCAGAGCCCUGGGGUGCUGCUCAUCAACCAGCUGGGCCUGGACGACACAGGGUACUACCAGUGCAUCGCUGACAACGCUCUGGGGACGGCCUGCGCCACAGCCAAGCUGUCUGUCAUUGUGAGAGAGGGUCUACCCAGCCCACCACACCAGCUCUCUGCCAUGCCCCAAUCAAGCACCACCGCCCUCCUCACCUGGGAACGGCCCGAACACAACAGUGACCAGAUUAUAGGCUUCUCUGUGCACUACCAGCCCACUUCAGGCUCUGAUCACAUGGAAUACCAGUUUGCUGUGAACAACGACACCACAGAGUACCAUGUGAAGGAGCUACUGCCACACACAGCCUAUACCUUCUACGUGGUGGCCUACUCCCCCAUGGGAGCUAGUCGCCCGUCACGGCCCGUCACCGUGGAGAUGCUGGAGGACGUACCCAGUGCCCCUCCACAGCUGUCCCUGCUCAGCACCUCUCCUACAGACAUCAGAGUGAUGUGGCUGCCCCUGUCCUCCCAGCACAGCAGAGGAGCUGUCACCCGCUACCGCAUCGACUACUCCACACUGGAACAGGUGGACAACGUGUUUUCUGUGGAGGUGGGGGGGAAUGAGACUCAGCUUACCUUGCGGGAGCUGCAGCCUAACCAGGCCUAUCGGCUGCGGAUGGCGGCCGGAACGGGAGCAGGCUUUGGUGUGCCGUCAGAGUGGAACCAGCACCACACCCCAGCCCACUUUAACCACAGCAUGGUGAUCUUUGCUCCCACAGAGCUGAAGGUUAGGGCCAAAGUGAACUCCCUCCAUGUCACAUGGCAGCCCCCGCCCAAUCACACGCAGAUCUCCGGCUACAAGCUCUUUUGCGGGGAGGUGGUUGGUGAGGAGCUGACCAAUGGGGAGGCUCAUCCUGAGAGGGAGCGGGUGAGGAGGAUGGAGGCCCACACCAUCAAGCUCCGCAAGAGGGUCAAACAUCAUGAGGUCUCUAGUCUGGUCCCUGACAGACUAUAUGAAGUGAAGGUGUGGGCCUUCAAUAAGCAGACGGAUGGCUAUGCUGCAGGAUGGAAGGGCAGGACGGAGAAGGCACAUGGCAAAGCGCCCCCUAAGGGGAACCCCCCUCCCCUGCCCCCCAGCAGCAUCAAGGCUACAGCCAACAGCUCCACAUCCAUCUGGCUGCGCUGGGAGAAACCUCGCUUCAGCAACGUCCGCAUCAUCAACUACACCGUACGCUGCAGCCCGGUUGGCAUCAGAAACGCAUCGCUGGUCUCCUACUACACCAGCUCUGCUCAGGAGAUCCUCUUGGGGGCGCUAAAACCCUACACCCGCUAUGAGCUGGCUGUGCAGUCCAAUGGAGGAGACGUGGUUGGUCCCUUCAGCGGCACCGUGGAGGAGUCCACUCUCACUGACAUACCCUCCACCCCCCCAGCGGAGCUACAGCUCAGUGCCUUGGACUCCUCCUCUGUGUUGGUGAACUGGCGCCCGCCUGUGGAGCCCAAUGGCAUCAUCAUCAGCUACAGGAUCCUAUACACCAUCAACCUCAGCCAGCCUGAGCACCUGUGGAACAACCUCUCCCAAGAUGGGACCAUCAUGAGUGCUGAGGUAGCAGGGCUGUCUAGUGGGACACAAUACUUCUUUAAGAUGAGGGCAUCCACUGAGGUGGGGGUGGGGCCUUACUCCCCAGUGAAGGAUGUGCACACUCCUCCCAGGAAAUAUGAGCUGGACAUCCAUGCAGUGACUGGCAUCAUAGUUGGUGUGUGUCUGGGGCUGCUCAGCAUGCUCCUUUGUAUGUGUGUCAGCUUCCGCAACGGCAAGGCCAGAGAGGUGUCUGGAGGGCUGGACUCCACUGCUCUGCCCCCACAGUACCAUCAUGGGUGUCGGUCUGUGCCCACCAUGGUGCCAGAAUGCAGUGAUUGCCAUGAGCUAGAGACCCUGAUGCCCCUGGGCAGCCUGGACCAUGAACAUGACUGCGCCCAACCCCUCACAGAGCCAACUGAGGAGCAGAGCCUCAUGGGUAAUGUAGGAAUAGGGGACGAAGCCCUAGGAGCUGAGCUCAUGGCUGCUUGGAAUGGGUCAGUUAGUCGUAAUUGGGCCAACCGGAUCACCAAAUAUAGGGAUACCAUCACAGAGGACUCUCUAACGCUCAACAAUGGAACUUUGGACAUGGCCACCACAGAGAAUGGCAAGGGCAACCCCGAGGACCAACUGGACUCCUCCCUGUGCAGUAGUAACCAGGUGGAGGCAGAGGUCAUAGUUCACUCUGAGCUGAACGACCUGGAGAAGGAGCAGCAGGAGGCACAGAGUGAUACGGAAGAGGACUCUCAGGCCACCAGGGGGUCUUCACUGUCCGAGGCAGCUUACUCCCCAGUCAGACAGCCUGCCCAGGCCCCUUUACACCCAAAGGGGACACAACAUCCAGGGGAGCCAGUGAGACAGCUUGCCCAGGCACCACAACACCCAAGGGAGCCAGUCAGUCAGGCUGCCCAGGCACCACAACGUCUAUCACCAGGGGAGGAGUCCCUACAUACACAACCCCUGCCCAAGGUCCCAUCCGGCCCUGUCCUGGAGCCAGUGUCCAAUCACAAUGGGCAGCCAGAGGGCAUUGUUGGGGGCAUGGUGGGCGUGGCAGCACAGCUGACUGUAGAUGUGGGGCGGCACCCGGAAAUGGGGCUCACCAACGGCUUCCACUCCACCAAGCCCCUGCGGCCAGGGCAGGAGACCCUGGGGAACGGGGACUCCAGACACUGUCCCCCUCCCCCGGCCCCCUCUCCUUUCGUCAGCGCCGGCCUUGUCCACUCUAACUCAGCAGUGCACAGCUACCUGUGCCCUUAGCAAGAGGAACAAACCCCCACCCAAAGACCAACUGGACUUAUUUCUUUUUCUCAUUCAUGAUGAAUCAAAUGUUUUGUUUUUUAAAGCACCUCAGUAUCUGAUUUUCUUCUUCCUGGCUCAGUUUUAUAGGUACUUUGAAUCCAUUGUUUUAUAUGUGUAUAUAUACAGUAUAUAUUUUUUAGUGCUAGUAUGUAUGGGUAUUCAUUUUGUUGCAUAGCAGCAGUAUGUUAGUCUGGCCUUAAUCUGUACUUUGCUACAGGCUCCUAUUACAGACGUACGAUGACGGAAUCAUAGUGUAGAAAGCAGGAUAUUCCUUUUUUCAUAAGCCUUGACCUGUUGGACUCUUAGAAUGAGCGUGGCCAUGUGGUACUUCAAGACCUACCUUUGGUCAGCUGAUGGUGGUGGAGAGGCUCUUGAUUCAGCACCAUGGAUGAAGAUAGAGCAGAACCGUGACCAUGUGGCCCUUUCACUCUCACUCUGGCUCCUUUCAAAUGACUGAGCUGUUCCUAUUGGCUGUUCCACUGUAUGGAUGCUGCCUGCCCCAGCACCAGGAAAGAAGCCUUAUAUUUAGACACAGAGUGCAGACCUGUCUCUCUCUCUCUCUCUCUCUCUCUCUCUCUCUCUCUCUCUCUCUCUCUCUCUCUCUCUCUCUCUCUCUCUCUCUCUCUCUCUCUCUCUCUCUCUCUCCAACCUCCUGCUGUCUCAGGAUCCACACACACAUUCCCUGAAUGGAGCUUGGGGGUCUCAGGUGCCUAAUAUUUUAAGAGCAUUUUUAACCUCUGUAUAUUUAUAUAGAUGAUUAUAUUCAAUAAAAAUAGGACAAAUAUGUUGAAAAGGGAAAAUAAAUGAGGCAAUUGAAGAUAAUUUGAAGGAACCGCAUACAGUACAUGUAGUUGAUAUAGGUGGCAUUAUUUUGGGGGGGAGGACUAGAUGAGAUGUGCAGGUGUAUGACAAAAUAACACAUCUUAUAGCAGCGGUCUCCUGGUUUUGCUCCCAGUCAACAGCACUACCUCAUUUCUUUACAGGGUGGUUUGUUGGGGAUUUUAAUAGUGUCAUGCAGAUAGGUGCAUCUUUUAGAAUCUGUUUUUUAACUGUUUAAUUCAUAGCCUUCAAUACUUUCAGGAAUCAUUUCCUGUCCCCUUCUUUCUGUAUACAUCGAUGCGUAUUCCCUACAGGAAAUGACACAUAUGGUACAUAACGGCCUGUCUCAGAUCUCUGUUUAUUGCCCUUUUCCCCUUUAUCAGUUGUUCCAUUAGAUUUGGGUUUACAACUGUCGUCACAUCUACUUUGGACCGGAAAAGAUAAACAUUUUUAAUUGACCAAUUACCACAAAUCACUUUUCAACUUAGGUAAAUAAUGCAGCAUUUUAGUUACCAGGCCUAAUAUAUGGUAGCUUGUUACUAGACCUACUACAUAUGAACAAGGCUCCGUCAGGAGGCCUCACUCACCCUUUGUGAUGCCAUCUCACUCAUCCUUUCUCAGCUGUGUCUAAGCUCCUCCCUCUGCAGGUGAGGGGGAUGGAAAUAUCAUAGAGAAAUAGACCUAGAAACCACUUAUAUUUCCUGUCUUUCUUUGUACUUUUGACUCUCGCCAGCCUGAGGUUUUUCACAAUAUCACAUGUAAAGUCUACACCCCUUUGAACUUUUUUCAAAGUUUUUUGCGUUACAAAGUGGAAUUAAAAUGGAUUUAAUUGACAUUUUUAUAUACUCUGUAAUUUUAAAGUGGAAGAUAAUUAUUAUUAUUUUUUUAAGAUUCAUGAAGAAAAAAAAACUUUAUAACUUGUUAGGUAAGUAUUCACCCUCCUGAGUCAAUACAUGUUAGAAUUACCUCAGUCUUCUUGGGUAAUCUCAUAAAUGCUUUGCACAUCUGGAUUGCACAAUAUUUUCCCAUUAUUCUUUAAACAAUUCUUCAAGCUCUGUCAAGGUGUUGGGGAUAAUGGCUAGACAGCAAUGUUCAAGUCUUGCUCAACAAAUUCACACAGAUUUAAGUCAAAACUGUAACUUGGUUCUCAGGAACAUGCACUGUCUUCUUGGUAAGCAACACCAGUGUAGAUUUGGCUUUGUGUUUUAGGUUAUUGUCCUGCUCAAAGGUGAAUUCCUCUCCAGGUGUCUGGUGUAAAGCAGACUGAAGCAGGGUUUCCUCUAAGAAUUUUCCAGUGCUUAGCCCAGUCUUUUCUUUUCAUCCCGAAAACUCCCCCGUCUUUGCCGAUGUCAAACAUACCCAUACCAUGAUGCAGCCACCACCAUGCUGGAAAAUAAGAAGGCAGUAACUCUGUGAUGUGUUGGAUUUGCCCAAAACAUAAUGCUUUGCAUUUAGGCCAAAAGGUGUAUUCAUUUGCUGUUUCGUUUUUGUUGUUGCAAUAUUACUUUAGUGCCUUGUUGCAUACAUAUGCAUGUUUUGGAAUAUUUGUCAUCUGUAUAUUUGUAUUCUCUUUUAACUCUGUCAUUUAGGUCAUUAUUGUCGAGUCACUACAAUCUUGUUGAUCCAUCCUCCGUUUUCUCCCAUUACAGCCAUUGAAUUCUGUAACUGUUUCAAAAUCACCAUGGUGACAUCCCUAAGCCGUUUCCAUCCUGUCCUGCAGCUCAGUUCAGAAGGACGACUGCAUUUUUGAUGUCUCUGGGUGGUAUAAUACAUCACCCACAUCGUUAUUAUUAACUUGACGAUGCUUAAAGAGAUAUUCGAUCUCUGAUUUGUUAUUGUUACCCAUCUACCAAUCACUGCCCUUCUUUGAGGCUGUCCAAAAGCAUACCUGGUCUUGUAGUUGAAUCUGUGCUUAAAAUUCAAUAGUUGACUGAGGGACCUUAGAUGUUGUAUGUAUGGUGGACAGAGGAAGGGUUAGUCGUUCAGUUCAAUCGCUAUUAUUUCACACAGUCCAUGUAACUUAUGUGAUUUCUUCAGCCAAAUGUUACUUCUGAACUACUUUAGGCUUGCCAAACAAAGGGGUGAAUACUUGUGCAAGAGCUAUAUUUCAGUCAUUUCAGUUUUAUUAAUUUGUAAACAUGUGUAGAAUGUCCUUUGAACUUUCACCUUAUGGAGUAUUUUGUGUAGAUCAGUGACAAAGAAUAUACAAUUAAAUUGACUUCAAUCCCACUUUGUAACGCAACAUAAUGUGAAGAAAAGUAAGAGGCGGUGUAGACAUUACAUUACAUUACAUUACAUUGCAUUACAUUACAUUGGCACUGUACAUUUUACCCUCAUGUUUUCAUUUCUUUCUUUAUAGCAUUUUUAAACAAGCAUCUUUAUUAUUUUAUUGAGCAUAAUGCAUGCUUACAUUUCUUAUACUUACUUUGUGUACCCUAACAAAAUAUGUAUUGAAAAUUGUCUCUCCACACAAGGACAAUAAUAUCUCGUCAUACUUUGUCUAAAUUAGAGUACGCCCAUAUCAAAGACUAUACAGGUAUAAUGGGCCCGUUGUAAACGUGGCCUAAGACAUUGAGUCUUAUGGUCUGUCAGAUGAAUGAGGACUCAGUUAGUCCAGAUAGGUGCUAGAGCUCAGAGGCAUAUAGAAGAGUCUCAUAACUAAAGCAUUCCAGUUGUAUACUUUGAACAGACCUCACUCAGGAUCAGGCAUGCUCAAACUUUAUCGAAGCAAAAUAAUGUCCAUUUUGUGUUGUCAUCUUACAACCCAUACAUUCUCAGUUUCGCACGCUACAUGCUCCUGUUCUGCCUUUUUUUCUCUCAAGACUAAUCCUUCUGGUCUAAGAGAUCAGCACUUUGCUCCUCUACAGCAUGAUCAUCAGGAAAAUGUUCUCAGUCUAUACAAUUAGUCCAGUCAUUAUCGAUACAAAAGUCCUUUUGGAUAUGGAUCGUUGUGCUCUGACUAACUCACUCAGGUUUAUUUAGUCAGUUAGAUUUGAAUGAAAGGUGUCCACCCAAUGCAUGAUUUAAUAGGACUGUAAUACAGUAUAACUACCAAUAUCCAUUUUAGACUGAGUGAAGCUGUGAGAAGGUGACUGUUGACAGUUCAUUUGAAUCUCACAGGCGUACAGUAUGUAUUGUAUCUUUGUAACAUUACAGAAGUUGUUACAUGUUCUUUACUCACAUUUCUACUGAAGCGUCUGUUUUUAACAUACAUUGUUACAUUGUAGUGUCAAUGUCAGCUCUGUUUCAAACUCUUACUGGAGGGGCACCUAUUGCAGCGUCUUUGUGUGGUCUGUUGAAAACAGAGCCAACGUUGAAGACAUAACAACGCCUCCGGCGUGAAGAAUGUGUGCUCUCACUGAAGCGGUCCAGUUGGUUCUUUUGACUGUUUCCUUCUAACCACAUUUCUUGCAGUACAUCGUGUUCCUUACUGUAAGAGUCAUUUGCCCAGAGUAAGCCGAUGCGAUGCUCAAUGUAGUAAUAUCUUGCUCUAAUCUGAUCAAAUAUGCACAUUAGUUCAAUAACGGGAUCCUCUCUUUUUUUUAUCGAAAUUUUAUCACAGGAAUACCUCAUUUUUGUUGGUUACUUGUUAAUUUAAUGAAGAUCAUUAUGAAUAAUGGAAAUUAUGUUUAUAAGAAUCCUUUUGUGGGAUGAUGUAAUACAGCAGAUCUCAGCUGGAAAUAUCACUUGUUGCAGUGGAUUUCUUUUCGAUUCUAAGAAUAAACCCUUGAGUGGUGAGUGGGUGCAGGGCAGGGGUUGGGGGGGUGUGAGGAGAGGCAUGAAGGCAGGGAGCUAAGGGGAGGAGGGUGAAGUUAGGGAAAGUAGUGAAGGGAAACACGUGUGAUAUCAGUGCCAAGAAGAGUGGAGUUGUGGAGCGGUGAUUGACUGUUGAAGAGGAACGUCUACCUUUCUGUAGAAUACUGGUCUUUACUGUUCUCUACUCAGGUGGCCUGUCUUUGCAUAAAACUGUAGAGGACUUGCCAGCACGUACAGUAUACCCGACUCUGAAGCAUGUCAUUAGUUGUCAAACAAAGCUUCACCACUUGUAAUCCUGAAAAACACUAAAAAAAUGCUGAUACACAGAUUUGUAUAGAAGUUUCUGCUAAAUGGCAUAUUUUAUUUAGCUUUUAGUUUUUGUAUAAAAAAAAAUGAAUCAAUGUAUUCUGGCUCUGUGUCCUCUGGUGCUUUGUGGUGAGCUACCUUGUCCAGUGAUGUCACAUUUGUGCAUUCUUCUUCUACUUCUUAACCAGCUAAACUGCUUUAUCCUGAAUGUCCAAUCAUAGAGAACCUGGUAUUGUGCCACCAGCAGAACUCAGUCUUUUUUUACAGUACAUUAUUUUCAUUGUGUCGUAUGUAUGCAACCUCUUUCACUUCAAACUCACUCGCGAUAUCAACUCUUGUUGUUGGAGCACUUCUUGUGAAUUAGCACUUCUAUUAUCUUCAUAUGUGUAUGUGUGCAGUGUCUUGAAAAAGCGUUUGCAUUGUGAAAGUAGGAAUAACAUGUUGGCGGCGGUAUCGCUGCGUGAGAGAGGCAGUAGAGGGUGUCUAUGAGUGAGUCGGUGCUACAUUACGUACGUCCGGGCAGUGCUCUGAUGCUCACCUCUCCCUCUUACACAGUGUGUCGUCACAGCCAUCCUCGCUGAUUAACACACCUGUCCAUCACUACACAUGGCCCCUUCCCUGUUGGCAUCGGCUUUGCACAGGCGAUAUGUCGUCCCCUUUUUAUGCAUUCUAGCAUUGUUUUAUUAAUGAAUUCUUAUGGGAGUUGGGGCCAUGGCAACUUCAGACGGUCAGUGUCAAGAAGUGCAAUUUAACUUGGUCUUAAAAAAUUGGAGGAUGUUUGGAGCCAAGGUCGACUCAAGUGUUGGCGAUAAAUCCCUGAUGAAACCUUAAGUGUAGGAGAUGGCUGUAACGUAUACUCUGAGUGUACAAAACAUUAGGAUCAAGUUCCUAAUAUUGAGUUGCACCCCUUUCGGCCAGAUGCCCUUUGGCUGGUGGACCAUUCUUGAUACACACAGGAAACUGUUGAGCGUGGAAAACCCCAGCAGCAUUGCAGUUUUUGACACACUCAAACCAGUGUGCCUCACACCUACUACCAUAGCCCUUUCUAAGGCACUUAAGUCUUUUUGUCUUGCCCAUUCACCCUCUGAAUGGCACACAUACACAAUCCAUGUCUCAAUUGUCUCAAGGCUUAAAAUGCAUUCUUUAACCUGUCUCCUCCCCUUCAGCAACACUGAUUGAAGUGGAUUUAACAAGUGACAUCAAUAAGGGAUCAUAGCUUUCACCUGGAUUCACCUGGUCAGUCUAACUCAUGUUCCAAAAGUUUUGUAUACUCUGUGUACAUAUGGUUGGCCAAAGUUGUGGACAUGGAUGAGAAGUAAUCUUGUUUUUUUUAACGUUUAUCCACACUGUGUUACCAUCAGUGAACUUGUCAAACUCACAGCAACUCAAGAUGUCUGAGAAAACUACUGUUGUGUAAAUAAAACAUCUUAAUAAAGAGAUGAUGAUAACUGAGCAAAGAUGUCUGAGCAAACUACUGUUGUGUAAAUAAAACAUCUUAAUAAAGAGAUGAUGAUAACUGA